AUGGCCGAGCAUUAUCGCAAACACAAACUUAUUAUUGCUAUGUGUCGAUUUUCGCUCACCGCAAUGAAUCAGUUGUGUAAAGUAUGUAAUGAGCCAGCUGCAGGUUACCACUUUGGUGCUUUUACCUGCGAAGGUUGCAAGUCUUUCUUCGGGCGAACCUACAACAAUCUUUCGACCCUAGGAGAGUGUAAAAACAAUGGUCAGUGCGUCAUCAACAAGAAAAAUCGGACUUCUUGCAAGAGUUGCCGUCUGAAGAAGUGCAUAUUGGUUGGCAUGUCAAAAAGCGGAUCCCGAUAUGGACGUCGCUCUAAUUGGUUUAAAAUUCACUGUUUGAUCCAAGAUCAAGCUGAAAUGAACGGAAGGACUGUCGAACAAGUUGCCUUGACAAACGGACAAUUCCAUUAUGAGAGCAAAAACUUAGUUUCAGCCAUCAAAUCACAGUACGGAGAAGACACUACAUCACCCAACAGAAUAGCACAAUCUAGUGACAUAACACGUGUACUAAAAUCUCCAGUGCCUACCAACGUAUACGAUACCAAAUUGUUACCCACCAACUUUACACAUCUCGAAACAUCAAACAUUUCUCAUGAACGCAAGGAAAACAUUGGAUACAAUCGCCUUCCAUUGUCCCCUGUUUCUCCCAUGUUACCUCUUAAUUCAAGCAAAUUUUUAUUUCAGCAUGGCAACGAAGCUUUUAUCCCCAAAGGUUACAGCAGAGCAACAAAACUUUAUAAAAUGGAUGUCAAUCAUAACUACUCUUACCAGUUUCUUGCUAUUAAUAAGUAUGAUUCGUCACAAGAAGACACGCCAGUUGUCAUGGACUACUUGGCAGACACACAAGAAACUCCCAUCGAUUUGUCUGUGAAGAAACCUCCACAACUACCGAUGACAAAUUACAAUCUUUGUCUGAUCAACAAACAAAGCAGUCGGCACCCAACAGAAACGUCAUCAAUUGCGAAUAUUUUAGAAUCUCCUUUAGAUCUUACGAGGAAAAUGUGUUGAUAUCCAUUCUUUGGUGACAUAUAAUUGUACCUUCAAUGUUGAAAUCACUACCACCACGUGACGAAUCCACAUAUUAUUGGUUGUAUAGUGCCCUCAAUAACACUGAGACUUUGCAAAAUCUAUUGAACAUGGGAAUCAUAUAUUAAACUGUUUUUGGAUAUAUAGUACUACUUUAUAUGACAUAAGUAUUACCCAUUAUGGUAUUUCGAGAUCUACUUAAUAUUUUAUGAGUUCUUAAUGAAUGUGACAGUCCAUCAUUACGGGUUAGACUGGAAUUUGAUAAAAAAUGGCAAUUAUAUUAUUAUAAAUAUACUUAAUUUUUAUUUUCAUUGAUUUCACGUGAUAAGUCUGAUGACUUAAAGGCCAGUGUUCAUUUCAUCAGUUAUCAAUCAUUCAUGACAUGUUACGUUGUUACUAAAUGUUUAGAUAGACAAUAUCUUAGAAAAGAAUAAACACCGAACAAGAAGUGUUGACAUUUAAUGUACAGCUUUACUUCCGAGUGCAAGAAUGAAAAACAUUAUGAAAUACUGAUAUCUCUAAUGUUAUUGGUCAUUGUACUCCAUAAAUA
Messenger RNA from Limulus polyphemus (Atlantic horseshoe crab), 1570 nucleotides. Its product is annotated as nuclear receptor subfamily 1 group D member 2-like. Lineage: Eukaryota; Metazoa; Arthropoda; Merostomata; Xiphosura; Limulidae. Gene Ontology annotation, molecular function: sequence-specific DNA binding; zinc ion binding; DNA-binding transcription factor activity. Gene Ontology annotation, biological process: regulation of DNA-templated transcription. The transcript has 4 exons. Bases 1 to 1002 code for a protein of 333 amino acids. The record is from RefSeq and is a predicted model, not a curated record.